This is a messenger RNA of Myripristis murdjan (pinecone soldierfish), 3995 nucleotides long. It is a transcript of the gene cyth2, whose product is annotated as cytohesin 2. Bases 1 to 1251 code for a protein of 416 amino acids. The transcript is spliced from 12 exons. Gene Ontology annotation, biological process: regulation of ARF protein signal transduction. Lineage: Eukaryota; Metazoa; Chordata; Actinopteri; Holocentriformes; Holocentridae. The record is from RefSeq and is a predicted model, not a curated record. Gene Ontology annotation, molecular function: guanyl-nucleotide exchange factor activity.
AUGACAGUCGACUCUGAAAUAUUUAUGCCUAAAAGCAAAGCGCCAAAAAUGGAUGACCUGGACUACAUCCCAGUAGACCUGAGCCCAGAGGAGCGCUCUGAGCUAGAGGACAUCCGCAGGAGGAAGGGUGCCCUGCUGCAGGAGAUCCAGAGGCUCCGGGAGGAAUUACGAGAGGCCAUUUUAGAGGUGGAGGGUCUGGAAACAAGCACGGAGGGCAGUAAAACUCUACAGAAAAGUCGGCAUGUGGCAAUGGGAAGGAAGAAAUUCAACAUGGACCCAAAAAAGGGCAUAGUGUUUCUAGUGGAGAAUGAGUUGCUCAGACACACCCCCGAGGACAUCGCUCAGUUCCUCUACAAGGGAGAGGGACUCAACAAGACCGCUAUAGGAGAUUAUCUUGGAGAAAGGGAUGACUUCAACAUUAAAGUUCUUCAGGCUUUCGUUGACCUCCAUGAGUUCACCGAUCUCAACCUUGUCCAGGCCCUCAGACAAUUCCUAUGGAGUUUCCGUUUGCCUGGCGAAGCCCAGAAGAUAGACCGAAUGAUGGAGGCCUUUGCUCAGAGAUACUGCCACUGCAAUCCUGGCGUCUUCCAGAGCACUGACACGUGUUAUGUGCUGUCAUUUGCCAUCAUUAUGUUGAACACCAGCCUCCAUAACCCCAAUGUGCGGGACAAGCCUGGAGUGGACCGCUUCAUCUCAAUGAACAGAGGCAUCAACGAGGGAGGAGACCUGCCAGAGGAGCUGCUCAGAAAUCUGUAUGAAAGCAUUAAAAACGAGCCCUUCAAGAUCCCCGAGGAUGAUGGUAAUGACCUGACACACACCUUCUUCAACCCUGACAGAGAGGGCUGGCUUCUCAAACUAGGGGGACGGGUGAAGACCUGGAAACGGCGAUGGUUCAUCCUUACAGACAACUGCCUGUAUUACUUUGAAUACACCACAGAUAAGGAACCGCGAGGUAUCAUUCCCUUGGAGAACCUUAGCAUCCGUGAGGUGGAGGAUCCAAGGAAACCGAACUGCUUUGAGCUGUACAUCCCCAACAACCGCGGUCAGCUGAUUAAGGCGUGUAAGACGGAGGCGGACGGGAGAGUGGUGGAGGGGAACCAUAUGGUCUACCGUAUCUCAGCCCCCACCCCUGAGGAGAAGGACGAGUGGAUCCACAGCAUUAAUUCUGCUGUCAGUGUGGAUCCUUUCUAUGAAAUGCUUGCUGCAAGGAAGAAACGUAUAUCCCUGAAGAAGAAAGAGGAGCAACCAUAGAUGAUGCCCUUUAUUCUAUUUCCCUUCUUUGUCCCUCUCAUCUCUUAUUCUAACAUGGGGCAUGCUUUUGUUUUUUUGUUCAUUUGUUUUCUUUUUCUUUUCUUUUUUUUUUUUAAUCCAUACCUCUACCUACCUAUUCAUAGAUUUCGUCGCCCCACAUUCCUCCUUCCUCCUUGAUGUGAGGACUCGUUGCUAUCUUGUCUGUAAGACUUUUGAAAGGCACAUUCAGAGUGAAGAACUCAUCCACUGUGGCUGCCUCUACUACCUUGGUUCUAACACUACUGCUGUGAUAUUCAACACGACACACUACGGCCAGAGCACACCGUCCCGUCUUCUCACAACAUUCCUCUCUUGUUUGACAUCGAGGUGAACUGUGAAAUCUGUCCUGUUCAGGGUAGCAAGCAGCUCCGGUUCUCUUGAAAACUUCCACAUUUAUAGAUGGCAUCUCAGUUGUCCAGAGAAGUCGCCUUUCUUCAUUGUGCUUUCCCGGGAUAAAAUGUGAAAUCGCCAUUCAUUUACUUUCAGUUGGUGUAGUUAAGAGAGCUGAGGAAGCCGUGGAAGUAAACGAGACAAAGUGGCAGUUAACUUUAGAUUAUUGAGAUGUGCCCAUUCUUAUUGUACUCUUAAUAGCUUUGCUACAGGUUAGUAUAUCUACACUGGCAUUAUAAAAGUCACGCUUAGAUACUGUAAGCAUUCAGUGAGGAAAAUGUCACUGUUCAUUGCUGUUCAUGUAUAGAGAAAACUUGUAUAGCCUCGUUACUGUUGGUCUUAACUCAAAUGCGGCCUGCUUUGAAGGCAAAUUAUGGUUGCCAUAUUUGCAAAACAAGUGGACACAACAAUAAGCAAGUUUUCACUUUGGAAAUACAGUAGCUGCUUAUUGGCCUCCGGAGACAAUUUUUUUUAUAACAUGUAUAAGCAACAGGGCAGAAUACAGACUACUAUGGUACAAGUAUGGAGGCUUGUUGUAAUGCCUUUUUAAUAACACUAGUGAGCAAUGAGUUACCCUUAUGUCCUCUCACAUUCAGUGCUAUGGCGUGCCACAGAUGAUUUUCUUCUUGCUCAAUAUGAACACUGCUGUGCGAACACCGACAUCUUUCUCACUAGUAAUAACUCUCAGACAUGUAACUGUUAAAACCCAGGUCUAUACGCUAUACUGAGUUCCAAGACGUUACAAUGGCAGCUUAUAAUGUAUACUUUUUUGUAAAUAGAUGUUAGAAUAUUUGUUUACGAUACACAUAGAAAUGAUUUAAUUUAUUCUUUAUUUUUUUUGUUAAAAUCAGGUUUUUUUUGUACGAGCUACUGUAGAACUGCAUGUUGAGGACUCGAGGCAUUGGUUGUAGGUACUGAUGAACCAUUGAUACAUGCGAGUAUUUGGGUGCAUUGGUUUGAGAAACGUUAGUGUUCCCUGUUGAAUCAAGAAAAAAUUGUGGGUUCAUUUUCACAAAUGAAUAGUUUUGGGGGAAAAUUCAUCUAAUUCGUAUUAUCCUGUAUAAUUUCAUGUACUUCUGGGGAGUGCGAGAAUGUUUUAUAAGUGGGUAAGGGAAGUUUUGUAGUCUGAUUUAAUGCUGAUAUUACACUGUUUACACUGAGUGAAUCAUAUUCAGAAAAGUGCAAGCAGUGAAUGGUCUUUGAAGUGGCAUCCUCUCUGUUUCCUGGACUGCUCAGUGUCCCAAGAAGUGAAAGGAAGCUGUUCACAAUAGGUGACUGGGAAAAUUUGCAUCAUGUGCGACAAGCUAAAACCAGGGGAUUUCUCCUGGUGACUAAAUUGAAAAGACAAGAAAACAAGGAACACUAAUAAAUCUUUCAUUCAUUAUGUAAUAGUUAAAUUAUUCAGAUGUAAUGAAUCAGUAACAAUGUUAGAUUUGUGUCCAUGGGUACACUUGCCUGACUUACCCCAUAGAUAUUUAAUCAUUUUGCAGUAGUUUGUUAUUGAAUCUGCAUUUUUAGAUGUUAGGAAGGAUCCAGCGCUACAAUAAUUGUCUACAGCACUUUAUCAAUUUUAGCAUUUUGAAGAUGUUAUCAAAUGCUGUUAUGUUGACUGACCAUACUCACUCUUUAGCACCAUCUGCUGGUGAUCAAACAACACUGCAACAUGCUCAAGGGGUGCACACAGGAUUGUCAAGUAUUGCUGACACCUUGACAAUUCUGGCUAUAUUCUGGCCAACAUACUGUAUUUAAGCUUCAUGUGCACUCCUGUUGAAGAUCAUUUUGCAUGAAGGUGACUAUUUUUUCUCUCUCUGUGAUCACAAGAGGCAAAACUUGUGUUUGUGUUUUUAGGACACAGCAGACGAUUGGUCCUUGAAGCACAGAUGUAGAAUUGCCUUUUACUCCCUUGUUGCUUUCCAGCAGCAUCAAACUGACAAGAUCCUUAAUAUAUUUAUUACUAUAGUUGUGAACAAGUGCUGAAACACUGCUUCUGCACAUCACACACACGUACACUCUGGGUAUUCUUGAAGUGCAAAGUUGCCAAAAAAAAAAAUAAAAUGUUGGGACAUCAAAUGUUUUCACUUAGCAAGAAGUGACCACUGAAAUGAUCAGACACAGGACUGAAACCGGGCCUAUAUUUGUGACUCCGUGACCCCACAACAGCCUCUUUCAGAAAAUGUGUUUAUUUUGUAUUUAUUUAUUUUUUAUUUACUGCAAGGUGAAGAUGGACAGAUCAUCUGUAAAUGUAGCAAAACAAACCACGGUACAUUGGUGCCAGUAAACUACUGUGUAACAAUAAAAAGUGAACUGAGAUGAUG